This is a messenger RNA of Meira miltonrushii, 1272 nucleotides long. Its product is annotated as zf-DHHC-domain-containing protein. The record is from RefSeq and is a predicted model, not a curated record. Gene Ontology annotation, biological process: protein targeting to membrane; peptidyl-L-cysteine S-palmitoylation. Gene Ontology annotation, molecular function: protein-cysteine S-palmitoyltransferase activity. The transcript has 3 exons. Gene Ontology annotation, cellular component: Golgi apparatus; endoplasmic reticulum. Lineage: Eukaryota; Fungi; Basidiomycota; Exobasidiomycetes; Exobasidiales; Brachybasidiaceae. The annotation marks the transcript as partial.
GAUAAUUUCAUUCAACGAAAAGGUAUAAUACCACUCGUGUUUGUCAUUCUGAUCUGGGUAUAUAUCGUUUUUGUCUGGAGAAUAUGUGCUGAUGCUAUUCGACAAGAACAAAGAGCGACAGCCACCCGCUCAGAAGGGAUAGGGUUUUUGGUUGGUUUUCACAUUCUAUGGCUUUUGACGAUAUGGUCAUACAUUAAAGUUGUCAUCACUGGUCCCGGCUACGUGCGAAAUCACGUUGAGAUCUGUGAUCAACCUCCUGCCGACGGAGACGAAUCAUUAUAUCGAUUCAUUCAAGAUCAGGAAGCUUCAGCACAACAAACAAUCACAAAGGGUAAUUCUACUACAGAUGAUCCAAAUGCUACCAAUGAAGAGCCAAUCAAUCCGGCAUUGCCUGCUGCAAUCGGGCCCGCUGGGGCAGGUCUUUUGGCGAAGACUAAUGAAGCACAAAAGGUUGCUGGAUCAGGUUGGGCUGGACCGAAGAAUGGUGCUGUACCAAGCCAACCAGCUCUCCCUGCACCUCUUCGAGUACCGCAAAAAGCAUACCCUUUACGACUUUCGAAUACGUACUGCUAUCGAUGCAGAAGGCACAAACCGCCAAGAGCACAUCAUUGUAGACAUUGCGGCACAUGCGUUUUAAAGAUGGACCAUCAUUGUCCUUGGGUUGGAGGAUGCGUCGGAGCACGAAAUCAUAAAUUCUUUUACAAUUUUUUGCAAUGGGUUACCGUUUUGGAAUAUUACGUUCUGAUUAUCAACGCGCUUUUGUUCAGCAGAGGGAUUCAAAGAAGAAGUCGAGAAGGUUGGCCAAUCGAUGGAUAUAUGAUCAGCCUUUUUCCUAUUUGUGCGAUGUUUAUCCUCUUUACAACCGCAUUGAUCGUUACGCAUACCUACUUGUUUAUUGUCAAUCUGAGCACGAUUGAGCAUAUGGGUUAUGAACGACAAAAGACAAGAGAAGAUAUCCUUCUUGAUCGAUGGGUGGUGGAUUCAGCGGAACACGAAGGAAGACCAAAGCCGGAUUGGUUCGCUCAAAUUCGAGCAAGGAAUGCAAUGAAGGCCAAAUGGGCCGAGCAAUGGGGUAAACCUAAAACAGAAGCAAACCUGUUUUGGCUAGAUGUUGGACCGAAUUGGCGGGAAGCGAUGGGAGAUAAUGUGUUUGGCUGGUUCUUACCUAUCGGUCGCGGAAGGAACGCAAACGGGCUUGCUUAUGAAGCCAAUUGGCGUUUCGGUCCUCAAGGUGAAUGGACGUUACGCAGAGAAUGGCCGAAACGGCUACAG